Molecule: messenger RNA, 602 nt
Organism: Oppiella nova
Lineage: Eukaryota; Metazoa; Arthropoda; Arachnida; Sarcoptiformes; Oppiidae
Source: the annotation of a GenBank genome assembly
CUAAAUAUUGAGAUAAUCAAAGAGAUUGCUGUGAUUUGUGGUUAAGAUUUGUAUGGAUUGAUAGGUCAGUGAAAAUGAGUGACGAAAACCAAAGUUACGAGGAUUUGGUGAAGCGAUUGAAACCACUGAAGAUAAUCGUCAAGAAAAUCAGUACCGAGAAGUUUGCGGAACUAAAGGUGAUAUCAGAUCCGAACCGAAUUAAAGACGAGAAACCCGUCGGAGAUGUCGACGACCGCCAAGAGGAGGAGUUUGAAGUGGUUUUGGCGGACGUGGAGACCAAACCCGUUGAGCAGACACCUGAGGAGCAAAAGGUUCAGUUGCUGUCGUGUUUCUUCUGCAAGGAUUCGGUGACCGGUUAUGCGGAAGCGUUCAGUCAUUUACAACUACACAUCGACUACUACCCCAUCCAGUGCUCCAUCUGUGAUGAGGCCAUCACUGACUUGAUCUCAUUCGUCAAACAUUGCCGUAAUCUUCAUAAAGAGUUGGAGACCGCGAAGUACAUCAAGAAAUUCAACUUAAGUUGCUUCCAAUGGAUCCACGACUUCUUGACCAAAAAUCCUCACGAGUUAUUCAAAGGCAAUCCUCACAAAUACUGUCCGUCU